This is a messenger RNA of Leguminivora glycinivorella, 4180 nucleotides long. It is a transcript of the gene mib1, whose product is annotated as E3 ubiquitin-protein ligase MIB1. Gene Ontology annotation, biological process: protein ubiquitination. NCBI's taxonomy places the organism in Eukaryota, Metazoa, Arthropoda, Insecta, Lepidoptera, Tortricidae. The record is from RefSeq and is a predicted model, not a curated record. Gene Ontology annotation, cellular component: cytoplasm. The coding region runs from base 76 to 3255 and encodes 1059 amino acids. Gene Ontology annotation, molecular function: protein binding; ubiquitin-protein transferase activity; zinc ion binding. The transcript has 17 exons.
UGAGAAAAGAGCUUCGUUUCAGUUUUCAUCUCGACUAUUUUGUCUUAUAUUUUAGCUGAAAAGUUAAACAUCAUAAUGGAGCCUAGUGUUCCAGGUUCUUCAACGUCUUCUAGGGCGACUAGAUUUAUGAUGGAAGGCGUAGGAGCUCGUGUUAUACGGGGACCAGACUGGAAGUGGGGCAAACAGGAUGGAGGGGAGGGGCAUGUAGGUACCGUGAGAAACUUUGAGUCACCAGAAGAGGUAGUGGUGGUGUGGGACAAUGGUACUGCUGCGAACUAUAGGUGUUCAGGCGCAUAUGACUUGAGGAUCCUGGACAGUGCUCCCACUGGUGUUAAACAUGAAGGAACUAUGUGUGAUACUUGUCGGCAACAACCUAUAUUUGGUAUUCGCUGGAAGUGUGCUGAAUGCAGUAACUAUGAUCUGUGUUCUGUAUGCUACCAUGGGGACAAGCAUCAUCUGCGUCACAGGUUCUACCGCAUCAGUGCACCAGGUGCGCAACGCUGCCUUGUGGAGCCCCGUCGCAAGAGCAAGAAGCAAGCUGUUAGAGGAAUAUUCCCUGGGGCUAGGGUUGUUAGAGGGGUGGACUGGCAAUGGGAAGACCAAGAUGGUGGAAAUGGCAGGAGAGGCAAAGUCAAUGAGAUCCAAGACUGGUCGGCCGCCAGUCCGCGGUCCGCUGCUUAUGUGGUCUGGGACAAUGGGGCUAAGAACCUGUACAGAGUUGGAUUUGAGGGAAUGGCUGAUCUCAAGGUUAUGAAUGACGUCAAAGGUCAAAAUGUGUACAAAGAACAUCUUCCGCUACUGGGAGAGCUAGGCCCCGGACGCACAGGCCCUCACGGGUUGCAAGUUGGUGAUCAGGUGAACGUCGACCUGGAUCUCGAAAUCGUGCAAUCGCUGCAAAUCGGUCACGGUGGCUGGACGGAUGGCAUGUUUGAGUGCCUUGGCACCACUGGUACCGUCGUUGGUAUUGAUGAAGACCACGAUAUCGUGGUUACGUACCCUAGCGGCAACCGGUGGACGUUCAACCCUGCUGUUUUAACUAAGGUAUGCAGCGGCAACAUGAGCGCGUCAGCAUCGGGCAGCGGCGCGGCCUCCAGCGGCUUCGCAGUCGGAGAUCUCGUGCAAGUGUGCGCCGACCAGGAGCGGGUUAAAGCGUUACAGCGCGGACAUGGAGAAUGGGCCGAGGCUAUGGCACCGACUCUUGGAAAAAUAGGUCGCGUCCAGCAGAUCUACCACGACAACGAUCUGAAAGUGGAAGUGUGCAAUACUUCGUGGACCUACAACCCCAACGCUGUCACCAAAGUCUCCUCGAUCGGUACCAUUCCGGAAAACUCUUCAGGCGAGCGCCUGUCGGCGCUCCUGAAGAAGCUAUUCGAGACCCACGUGACGGGGGACACGAAUGAGGAGUUAGUGAAAGCAGCCACUAACGGCGACGCGGCGCGCUGCGCGGACAUCCUGGCGCGCGCGGACGCGCCCGCCGACGUCAACGGCGUGUUCGGCGGACACACCGCGCUGCAGGCGGCAGCUCAAAACGGCCACCUAGAAGUGAUCCGCGCUUUAGUAGAAGCGGGAGCGGACGCGGACGCGGAAGACCGGGACGGCGACCGCGCUGCCCACCACGCUGCCUUCGGAGACGAACCUUCAGCCCUACGGGCUUUGGCUGCAGCGGGAGCGGAUUUAAACGCGAGGAACAGGCGGAGGCAGACCCCGCUGCAUAUAGCUGUGAAUAAGGGGCAUCUGGGCGUCGUCCGGACGCUGUUACAACUCGCCGUGCAUCCGAGUUUGCAGGACUCAGAAGGAGACACCCCUUUACAUGAUGCCAUAUCCAAGAAGCGGGACGAUAUGCUGACGCUGCUGCUGGAGCACGGAGCUGACAUGACCCUCACCAACAACAAUGGGUUCAACGCGCUUCAUCAUGCGGCACUUCGAGGCAAUCCAAGUGCCAUGAAGAUAAUGCUGGGUAAACUCCCCCGUCCGUGGAUAGUGGACGACGCGAAGGACGACGGGUACACCGCACUGCACCUGGCGGCGCUCAACAACCACGCCGAGGUGGCCGAGUUGCUGGUGCGAGGCGGCGCGCGCCCCGACCUGCAAAAUGCUAACCUGCAGACCGCGCUGCACCUGGCCGUCGAGCGGCAGCACACUCAGAUAGUACGGCUACUAGUGUCGCAUGGAGCCGACCUCAACAUCUGCGAUAAGGACGGAGACACGCCGUUGCACGAGGCGCUGCGCCACCACACGCUGCAGCAGCUGCGGCGGCUGCAGGACGCGCGCGACGCGGCACUGCUGUCGGGGCUCGCGCACGCGCACGACAAGAAGUCCUCCGCCUCCAUCGCCUGCUUCCUCGCCGCGCACGGUGCCGACCUCACCGUUAAGAACAAGAAAGGUCAAACCCCACUCGACCUAUGCCCGGACCCGAACUUAUGCAAGACGCUGACAACAUGCCGCAAGGAAGGCACAGGCGGCAGCGACAUGACGCCAGACAGCGAAGCAGGCGCGGCGGCGGCGGUGGCGGCGGCGGGCCCUGAAGAGGCAGUACACACCGAUCCCACUGCGGACGAGUGCCUCGUCUGCUCUGAUGCGAAGAGGGACACUCUCUUCCGCCCGUGCGGACACAUAUGCUGCUGCAACGUGUGCGCUGCUAGGGUGAAGAAGUGUCUUAUCUGCCGCGCAUGCGUGACGUCCCGGCAGCGCGUGGGCGAAUGCGUGGUGUGCUCGGAGGCGCCGGCCACGGUCGUGUUCCGGCCGUGCGGCGACGUGUGCGCGUGCGCGGCGUGCGCGCCGCUCAUGCGCAAGUGCGUCGAGUGCCGCACGCCGCUGCAGCACGGCUCCGUGGCGCCGCACAACAUCGACCUAGAAAAGGAAGGCAGCAGCAACCUGGCACAAAUUCAAGUGAACAAGGGCCAGCCGGCGCCCGCGCAGGCCGCGCCGCACCACAUGAACAACGGCUCCCGCCCCGCGCCCGCGCCCGCGCCCGCGUCCGCGCUCGCCUCCGCGCCCGCUGUCGCCUCCGCGCCCGCUCUCGCCUCCGCGCCCGCGGCCACCGCGCUCGUCACGUCGCCGCCGCCCGCCGACGUGCAGAAACUGCAGCAGCAGCUGCAGGACAUCAAGGAGCAAACAAUGUGCCCGAUUUGCCUGGACCGGCUGAAGAACAUGAUCUUCCUGUGCGGGCACGGCAUGUGCCAGAUGUGCGGCGACCGCAUCACCGUCUGCCCCAUCUGCCGCAAGCAGGUCGAGAAACGCAUCCUCCUCUACUAACACUCCAGGGUAGCCGCCGUCACAAUCGCAUACUUCGUAAGCGUGUCGUAGCUGUAGUUCCCCCUCCUAUCGCUCAUUUAUAGUGGUGAGUCUGGUGAGACAGAGCCAGACUUCUGCUUCAACUUCCCCUAGGCCGGCAGAGUAGCAUACUCCUUACUACGAUGAGUUUAAGUUGUCUUUGAAAUUGUUUGGAACAGCUGCUAAUGUGAAUUGUGCCAAAUAUAAAACUUAACCAGUGCGAGUCAACGCAAUGGUAUCUCGAAGAUUGGGUGACUAAAUCUCGUGGAUUAGGCUGAAUCUCGUAUUAAAGAUGAAUCUGCUUUCUUGAAGGAAUUAUUAUUAUGCGAGUUUGAGUGGUAAGACCGAACCUAACGGAGUUGAGUCACAUAUACUCGUAUCUAUAUGCCACUGUGUUACACCUCGAUAAUUAUUUAAAAAAAUUAGACCCUUAAUGUGCGAACUUUGAUGGUGGCGGCAGACCCUCUGAUCUCCGGCGGACGCAUUACCUUCUGAGUAAUGUGCGGCACCGAAAUCUUCCGCGUGCCCAAGGUAACCGGAACAUCAGAGGAAAUACAUUUCUUUUUUAUAUGACCGGGUCUUCAUUUUUAGAAAAAGUUAGGCAUGUAAAGGAAAUCAUUUAAAUAUUGCUUCUUGAUAUUCGGUAUUGUGACCGCGCAAUUACUUAGUAGGUACUGGUACUUAGUUUAACUGUGCGAUUUUAACGGCCCAGCCACGACAUUGGUCUAAGCGCGACAGCGGUGAGCAGCAGCCAUAAAGUCGCCGUCAAUAGAAUUUAUGAACAAUGUAAACAAACCUUGUAGUUAAAAUGUCCUUAAUUUCCAUUGUAACUCAUCAGAUACUGGCUAAAUCCAUGUGUUAUUUAAUCAAUUCAUCUCACAUUAUGAUCCUCAACCUUUAAAAUAGU